CACAAAGCGGCUGGGCGAAGCUUUAGCGGGGCUGCCGGUGUCUCGCUCCAACCCCAAAGCCAGAAGCGUUCCACGCCGCGGCAGCACAAAAGAGGCCGGAGCGGAUGGCGUUUCCAAAGACCAGCCAAGCCCUGUGGCCGAAGAUGCAUAGGAUAUUGGCAAUAGUUGUUUGGUGUUUUCUGCAAGUGGAAGGCAGGCAUCCAGAAAUAUUCACUGGUAGCAGCAGCAAUGGCAAUUUCUUGGACAGUGAUAAAUGGCUGAGCACUGUUUCCCAAUAUGACAAAGAUAAAUACUGGAACAAGUUCAGAGAUGAAGUCGAGGAUGAUUAUUUCAGAAACUGGAAUCCAAGCAAGCCUUUUGAUCAAGCUCUUGAUCCAUCAAAAGACCCAUGUUUGAAGGUAAAGUGCAGUCCACAUAAAGUGUGUGUCACUCAUGACUAUGAGACAGCCAUUUGUGUAAGCCGCAAACAGCUAGUACACAGCCUACGACAAAAGAAAGGAAAUCUUCCUCAGAGACAUUGGACUGGACCAGCUAAUUUAGUAAAAUGCAAGCCAUGUCCCCUUACACAUGCCAGCUCAGUUUGUGGUUCUGAUGGACAUAGUUACACAACCAAGUGCAAGCUGGAGUUUCAUGCCUGUACGUCUGGCAAAAACAUUGCAGUUCUCUGCGAAGGGCCUUGCCCAUGCCUUCCAGGACAAGAAAGUCCUAAACACAAAGCUGAGAAAACUGUUUGCACAGACAAGGAGCUGAGGAACCUUGCUUCCCGUUUAAAAGACUGGUUUGGUGCUCUUCAUGAAGAUGCAAAUCGUGUCAUCAAGCCAACAAUCUCUGAUUCAACACAAGGCAGAUUCGAUACAAGCAUAUUACCGAUCUGUAAGGAUUCAUUGGGAUGGAUGUUCAACAAGCUGGAUAUGAACUAUGACCUUCUCCUUGAUCACUCUGAGAUCAAUGCCAUUUAUCUUGAUAAGUAUGAACCAUGCAUUAAACCCCUCUUCAACUCCUGUGACUCCUUCAAAGAUGGGAAGCUUUCAAACAAUGAGUGGUGCUACUGCUUUCAGAAGCCUGGAGGUCUCCCUUGCCAGAAUGAGAUGAACAGAAUUCAAAAACUGGGCAAGGGGAAAGGCCUUAUGGGUGCUUUCAUUCCACGGUGCAAUGAGGAAGGCUAUUACAAAGCAACUCAGUGUCAUGGCAGUACUGGGCAAUGCUGGUGUGUCGAUAAGUAUGGAAAUGAGAUAGCUGGCUCAAGGAAGCAAGGGACUGUUAGCUGUGAAGAAGAGCAAGAAACCUCAGGGGAUUUCGGUAGUGGUGGAUCAGUGAUAUUAUUGGAUGAUUUGGAAGAAGACCAUAAAGCAGCAAAAAAGAACAAGGAAGGAAUACAGAAGAUUCAUGUAAGAGCAGCCAAUGAUGAUGACGAAGAUGAAGAUGAUGAUAAGGAUGAUGAAAUUGGCUAUAUAUGGUAGUUCCCAUAGCUCUGAGGACUCAUGUUUUGCACAAUAUCACAAGUCAUUUCAUAUCUCUACAAUGGUAACUGAAGCAUCAGACAUCACUUUCAGAGCUCAGUCUACAGCUGUCUGGGCCUUCCAGAAGGCACACAGAUCUCUCUCACAGCUGGGCUUCCCCAUUCACUUUACUGCUAGGGGACAACUCCACAAGCACAAUGGAGAUGAGCAUACAGAGCUGAUCCUGACAUUGAAGUGAACUGGGAAGACCGUGCAUUUGUGAAUGCUCCUUGUACAUGUGCAAAGACCUUGCACACGAGUGCAUUGGGGCUCUUGUACACAGGUAACUGCUGGAUGGUAACAAUAGUCUGUCUACCCCUCCCCCCAAUUCAAUUUGUACAGUGUGUUUAAUUUGGAAAGUAGCUUUCUUGCACCACUAGCUACUGUUUGGAAUAACUGUGAGCAUUGUUCUCUUUUGCCAGCAUGGUGACGCAUCUUGUUUAGUCAGAUUUUCAUAGCUUAAUUCAGUCAUGCAGCACAUGACAUUUCUGUUCAUGGAAUAUAGAACACAGCAGGGGAGUCAGUGCAUCAGAGCAGCAGUUCCAGAUUUCUCUUAAGUUGUCAGUACUGAAGUUUUCAAUGACUGAUUUCUUUGUGCCAUUUGUUAUUACUGUGCUUUGCGAUUUUAAGCAGGUGGUUCUCUCUCUUUUUUUUCUCCAUCUGGUACUUGUUAGGAAAUAUCAGCUCAGCAGUCUGGCUUGGUCACCCACUGACUUGAAGUCAGAAAGAAUUCAGGUUUAGUUUCUCCUCACUUCCUCUGACAAUGGUUGGCAGAGACCUAGUCAGGAACUCAGUGAAAUUCACCUCUCCUCCAUCUCAAGACUAAGACAGUUCAGGACAACAUCUCAGAUGAUCUUUUCUCCUAUUCAUUAAAUCAGUUCAGCUUAAAUUAAUCAAUAUGGACUUCAUUUUGAUACGUCUUGAUGGCACCCCUGGUCCCUUCCCACUUUUAGUGAGGCAAACAGGACCUGAAUAGUCUUUCAAAGCAUAUGAAGAAGAAAUGCUUUCCAUGUGCAUUUCUUUGUAUCUGUGCAGUCAUUCUGCAGGCUUUCAGGUCUUGCUUUGAUCAAGUUUGCACUAAUGCUAUGCAAGCUGCCUCUGCUUUCUGAAUAGCAUACCACUGGAUUUGCUGAAAAUGCUUUUUCUUCAUUUACUCUAAAAUGAUGCCUCAUUUGGAAGCACUGAAACUGUCAGAGGCACUAACCAUCUUCUUUCCUUUAAAUUGCUGAUAUUUAUUUGGAUUUUAAAAAAAUCUUGUGGUAGUUGUAUCUUUGGUUAUUAUCACUCUUGGUAAAUACAACAAGUGAUAGAUUUAUAAGGCAGAAGAAUAUGAUUAAAAUGAUUCUCUCAGUCUUCCCCACAGAGUUGGGUCUCCAUAGCAGCAUUCCAUUGUUGCUGUUGCCAUUCAAUGUGGAGAAAUGAAUAUGCUAUUGUGGAGGUUUUAUUAUGUUUGUUCCCCUUACAAGGUCAAAGCAUGAUAAUCCCAUAUGAAGAUUUAGGAGAAAGGAAAGAAUUUGUAACAAGGCCCAUGUUUUUCUCAUUAAAGUAACCCCAUACAAGUCUUAAAUUCUGCAAAUACUAAGGGCCACUUUCUGUUUUCUCUAUCAGGGCAAUUAUUGUGCCAUUACACCAAAAAUGAACAUCACCUGAACACUAUAAAGACAGCAUGUAUUUCUUUGAGAAAGAGCUACUUCUUAGUGUGAAAUUCUGUGCAGUGCCAUAGCAUCUACCUUCAGACUACUGUUUGUCCUGUAUACUACUAUGCUUAUUUACGCUUUUCAUGUAUUUUUGUACAGUGUACCAUAUAAGAUCUUCUGGUUAUAAUGAACCCCUUCCAGUGCUACUGCGAAAUGUCAUAAGGUUAACGUUUCAUUAUGCCUCUUUCCAUUGGUUUCAAUAUUUGCAGGGAGAGCCACCUAAAUUCAUUGACUUCAUUAAGUUUAAUAGUACUCCAUCAAGAUGGUAUCUCCUAGGUACAGUCUUUAGCAAGCAACCCUAAACACAGUAGAGUCAAAUAACUGAAUGAGCAGUUUAUACAGUUUCCAAAAAUAACACUUUUACAACUAUAAUCCAAGGAUGUACAUGGCACACAUUUUGAAACUCUUGUCAUCUCAUUACAAAGAUAUGAAGGGGGGGGGGGAGGAGGUCUGCUUAUUGACUUUAACUACAAAAGUGGGAAGCAUAUGGUUUAUGUUACUAUACUUCGUGCAGAUUCAAGUCCAGUAGCACCUUAGUGACCAAUAACAUUUCCAGGGUGUAAACUUUCAAGAGUCAAAGAUCCCAUCAGAUAUCUGAUGAAGAAAGCUUUGAUUCUCGAAAGUAAUACCCUGGAAAUCUUGUUGGUCUUUAAAGUGCUGCUUUAAGUCAUGCUCUUCUACUACCGAUACAGCUAGCAGCCUGUAACCAUAGUUUAAUUGGGGCUGGGAGCCUGCUGAAUGAAGUCCUUAGGCUUUACUUUGAUUGGGAUUCAAUGUCUAUACAUUUUAGCAACAGAUGGAUGAUGCAGUUUUAUGCUGGAUUCUGUAGCUUUCGAAGGCCCAGAGGGACAUGAGCUGUCACAAGAAUUGGGUUGAAGGUGCUUUUUUCUUUCUUCAUUCCCAUGCGGUGGGGCCUGGAAUUCUCCCAGAAUUACAUCUGAUUUGCUGACUACAGAGAUUAUAUCCCUUGAAGGAAAUGGCAGUUUCAGAGGCUGGUUCCUCUGGUGUCACAUGCCUGCUGAGUGCCCUUCCUUCCCCAAUCUCUAUCUAUCCCAGAGACUGCCCCCAAAAUCAAGAAAUUCCCCAAACUGGAGCUAUCAACCCAACCAUUCCAGUAAAGCUAUAGAACUGUUCUUGCACAUAACACUGUAAUAGCAAGGGAAAGAUGCUGAGUCAGCAGUUGCAACUUCAUGAGAAAUGGGACCAGCUUCAUAUCUGAGCAACUGUGCAAGGAUUACAAUUUCAUCACCUGGUAUUCUAUAAGAUACCCAGCUUACAGAGCAAUUCACAGAAUCAGGCAAAGGUGCCCAACUGAAAGUAAGUUAUUUGAAAUUAAUGCAGCUUGGAUGGGAUUGCUUCCAGACGAAAUAUAAAAAUGAUGCUAGCCACUCAAUGUCUGACAUAUAAAAUAGUGUGUAUUGUGCUUUUAAUCUCUAUUGGAAUUUUGAAGAAAGUACCCAAUUACAACCUGCAACCCACCAUAGUGGUUGCUUACUUACUUAAUUUAAUAAUAUCUGUAGUGGGUAAAUUCAUUGUUGUUGGGUACUGUGUUGGAUCAUUCAUUAUUGUUGGGUAACUAGUGGCUCCAUCCAGAAAGGGAAGUAAAUCUGUUGGUAGAAGUGGGACAUGGCCACACCAGCAGAUUUGUCCCCCUCCUUGGGCACUGGUCAAUCCACCACCAAGCGGCUGCCGCCACCCCAGUAAAACGCAGCAAAGGACACUAUACCAGCAUCCUUGAGCCCCUGCCAUCAGCACAGUGGGGGCAUUCCGGGCGUGUGGCUGGGGGAGGAACCAACUUUAGUUGACUCCCUCCCAGCUGUUCACCCAUUGCACCAACAGCCAGGACUGCUGACUUACACCACCAAAAUGGUGCUCUAAGUCUAUUCAGCUCCAUAGGGGUUUCCUGGUGGUGGAGAGGCUAUUCAGCACUUAAAGCCUUCCCAUGCUGUUGGGAAGCCUCUUUGGGGGUAGUUGAUGGGGUUGCCCAUUACUAUGAAGUGCUAUGAUUUGUUAAAUGCAUUUCAUUCCUCUUUGUGCAUGCACCAGAGUUAGAUUUCUGCCCUCAGAUUAUAAAAGGUCUCUUGAUACAAAAAAGAUUGCUGAAAUUGCUAAAUUGCUGUCAUUUUUGUAAUUAUGGGGCUUUUUAAGCAUGACAUAUUUUAAGACCUCAGCAUGUCUUUAUCUAAUCCUGGCAAUGGUCUUUUCCGGACAGCAGAAAUAAAGCAUCCUGCAGACAUUUUAAAAAGACCCAUUUGGCUUUUUGUGCUUGCUCUGUACAGACAAUGCAAGUGUUGUCAGCCAAAACAGUUCUUUCUUCCCACCUGCCGAUCGAUGGAGCUCUUGUCACUUUCAAAGUUGUGCUCGCCAUUUUGUGUGCUGCUGAAGAGAUUCCCUUGCCUCUGCCAUUUGGUGAGGUUUUCCAUGGAGGUUUCUUAUGCUUGCAGCUCAUCCACAAGCAAUUCACUGUGAAAAGUAAAUGAAUAAAGUUUGUUUUGCCUCGCAAUCCCAUGCACGUGUCCUUUUUCCUUUUUUUUUUUUGCUUUUGAGGAGGAUGUUUGCAAAACUACAAUGAUAUAAAUUCGUAUAUUGCAGGUUCUUGCAUCCUUCCUGCUUUUGUUCGCAAAGGCAAACAGGAAAUGUCUUCAACUCAAUUUCAGGGGGGGGAAAGAUUGCUAGUUUAGCAAUUAUUUUUUGACAAACCCAGGUUGAGAGAAAUAAAACAUUCUGAAGACAUUUGGGGGGAGAGAACUGUGCAAACUUCUUCCCCAAACAGCUUUAUAUAACAUCUUCAAGAUGUUAUAUUUCUGGUGUGUGGGAAAGACCUCAGAGAACAGCUUUCCCUGGUUCAAUCCCUUGUUGCUGGAGUGUGUAUAUGCAAAUUCCAGUCUAUGCUUAUCAGUUGUCCAGUUGUGGCUGGCAGUUCCCCACCUCAAUGCUCCAUUCUCCAUGUUCCGUCAAUGGAGCAUCAAAAUAAAAAAAAUAGAGAGAUUGAUGGCCCAGACCUGUGAUGUCAUGGCAAUAGUGAUGCUCCCCCACCCCCGGGCUCCACAACAGCCCCUUGUAAUGAUUCUGGAGGUUGACAGCACAGGACUGAUAGCCCGUUUCUAACCACAUGAGUCUAACCAGUUGUAUUGGUCUUCCCCAUCUCACCAAAUCCGCUCUCCCUUAAUCUCAGUUAAGUACCAUCAAAAUCAAUUGAAUCUAAAGUCACAUGCUACUACCAUAUCCUAUUGGUUUCAAUAAAAACAUUUUAACUGGGAGUAAAGGUUUGUCUGGUGACACUGUAGGAUCUUUUUUGUAGUAUUCAUGGUGUAUGAUCUCUUUAUUCACACAUCAAAUCCCUUUGACUUCUGAUUUUGUUUAUUUACAUCUCUGCUGUACUUAGAAACUGGUCCCUUUUGUGUUAAAAUCCUGAUAUUUCUUUUUGUUCAGGAUUUAAAUCUGCUGUGAUAUCAUGUUUUCACAUUGUUUUUAAAAAACGAGUUUAAAAGCCUGUAUGGGAAAUUUUAUGGCAACAGAGGGUGAUAUGAAAAUUACAUAGAAUGAUGAAUUCAGACACAUCUGUACUGGAUUGAUUGCCAAACAGAAACAACAAUUUUGAGACACUUAGUUCCAAGUAACCAGCAUAUCUACUACUAAGAGAAGCAACUUUGAAGAUAGCCCAGUUCAAACUUUCUUUUGUACAGCAUAUUUGCCUGGUUUCUGAUUGGCAGGGGCUGAUGGCAAUGGCUUCCUAAUUGGACCAAAAACUGCAAGGUCUUAAGCGCAUAGUACAGAAAUACAAUUUAUUAUUGUAAUUUCAGUAGGGGAACAUGGAACAGCAACAAUUAGAAGGAUUCUGUCAAAUUCUCAGUAGCAAUUUAAAGUCAACGGUAAUCCAUUAAAGCCCUUACCAACCCAUUAGAGCAGUGACGAAGAGAAGCAUGGUGAGCCUCCUUUUGUGGAGGGGGGGGGGGAAUAUGGAGUGUAAUCUUCCAGUCAGCAUUCAGGCAGUUUGUACUGCCUUUUGAAUCUUUUACUCCCUCAGAAAUGGGUUAGACAAAUAAGUUCUAGAAACCAGGAAAACAUGGUGACCACCUGAGGUAGAAAUAAGCAUACCUUUCUGACAACCUUUUGUUCCUAGAACAGCCAGUACAAUUCAAUAGCUAUGGCCAAAUCUCUAUCAGGCCAUAUUGCAAUUCAUUUUUCAUUAAAUAUCUAAAGGGAGAAAUUAUAAUAAAUAUACCUGUUUUGCCUAGCCAAAAUGCUAAUAGGCCUCCUAUCCUGUCUUUGUGGGAAAUGUGUGAUUUGUAAUUACUAGGGACUAUAAACUGCUACGCAUACAAAACAUAAUGGCACUCUGCUGUGCCAUAUUGCAAAAUCAUAAAACAGGGUCAUUUUAUUCAACACUAUAUAGGAUUUUGAUUUAGUGAUCUGAACUAGUAGCAGGUUCAUAGAGGUUACAAUAAACUGUGAUCUGUAUGUGUUCAAGUUCAAUGUGUUCCAGAUCAAGCCAUGUUCUGGACCUGUCUUCAAAAGCAGGGCUUUCAGCAGUUUUGUUUCAUUUACAUCUCUUGUAAACUUACUUUCUAAAAUAAUCUAAGCUACUCAAAACUCUUCUGCUUUAUUACCAGACAUUGCAAAAACUGCAACUGUUCCUUGUUGGCAGUCAGUUUUGACAGCACUAAUCAUCUGUUUGGGGAACAAGUGUAGAGAAUUAGCCAACAGUGCUGCUUACAUUUUGGUAGGAAGAAAUAAGGGCAUGCCUGAAAAUCUGAUUGGAUGGAAAGAUCUUCACAUGCAGUAGCAGGGAUGCAGGAGAAUGCUGCAUACCACACCCAGGGUAUUCAUCUAGGUUCUCUUGUAGUAACUUUGGGCUAGUCACAAUUCUCUCAGAACUCUCUCAGCCCCACCUACUCACAAGGUGUCUGUUGGGGGAGAGGAAGGGAAGGAGUUUGUAAACCACUUUGAGCCUAUUAAUAGUAGGGGAAAGCGGGUAUAAAUCCAAACUCUUCCUAUUGUUCUAGUAAUUAUUUUGAUUUAAGCCCACUUCAGUCCAUCACCAAGCUUUCCCAACUCCACAAGAUCAUCACUGCCCUCACAACAAAGUGCAGUGAUAGCAAAUGGCUAUGCACAUUUAUGAAGGGCUGCACUUACCUGUCUAUGGUCCAAGGUGUUCCUGAUCUUUAAUUGUUCAGAGGACUAGAUGAAGAAUCUGUUUGAGCUCGGCAGGGAGAGUUCUUCCAUCUCAAUAUAUGCUCCAUAUUUAUUAGGCUCAGCAUAGGAAUAAUAUUAGGUUUCUGUACAGAAUAAAGGAAGGUAGAUAAGGUUCCAGUAAACUCCACACACAUUGGCAUCUGAUCGGAUGCCAGCAAUGCUUCAACUUCUGGGUAUAGCCACACCACAGCUGUGAGGUGGUGAAUGCUGGCACACUGGCACACCAGUGGGGCUGCCCCUUUUGCAGCAGAAAGAGUAAACAUUCUGGCACAUGGCUGUGCCGUUCCCCCAGGCUCUUUCAGACCUUCCCCCUCCCCCGGAUUAGGCUGUAAGCCUUUAUGCUGUCACAAAACAUUCUUCCAAAUCUCUCUAUCAUUACAGCCUUUAUUUGUGAUUUUUUCCAGUGAGGCUUGUUAUAUGAAGAAACCAAUGUAACAAUCUAAUACAUUAUGUAAGAGCACAGAUGCAUGUACAAAAACUUCAUCUAAAUCAGUGGCAUUCAACAUGUGCAUUUAAGUGUAGAAUAUGGUCGUAGACAGUUCAUGCUAUGUGUUUGUUGCAUGUUACCUGCCUUGAUGUGAAUGGCUUGUGCAAAGCUCUCAGCCUAAGUUAAGCUUAAAAAAACAGAAAGAAAGAAAUCUAAGAAUGUAUUCAAGAUGCCUCCUAAAAGUCAAAACCACAUAAUGAUUACCUGUGUUUACAAAUCAGAAACAUAAGUUGGAAUAGCAUACUCAGUACAGAUACUAGGGUGGAUGCUUGAUAUUUUCUGUGAAUUUCGAUGCAUUGGUCAGUUUUGUGACUGUUUUGACAAAGUGUCCAACCUGCAACUCAAGAAGCGUUAAUGGCAUCACCUUUUCAAAGAUGUGUUCAAUCCUAAUCUAGACACAUGAUGAAUCAUUUCCAUGACUGUAUCAUCACAGACCCUCUGAAAAGAACCAUCUGUGUUGACUUCGAUAUGUAAAGAAAAAAAGGCUGCUAAUAUACAUCAUGAGUUAAACAAGAUUCAUGAAAAUCUUGCUACAUAUUUUUUAAACUCCACUAUGACUAUGCCGAACGUUUGUCUGUAAUAUUUAUAUAAUUUGAAAGUAAAUCUUCGGGUACAUUGGAAUAAUUUUAUGAAUCAAUAAAAUAGAAUAUCAGCACUAGCUAUCAGAACAAUACAUUGGCUACAUUACUGGUUCGUAAUUAGCACCAAUUUCUAAAUGGUGCAAGUAACUGCCAUUAAAUUCAUUCAGCAGAGUUCUUUCUCUUGCUCUUUCCUCUCAUUUCAGGGUAUGCUUUAAAAAAAGAUAUUUCAGUACAUUAAAAUAUUAAAGAAAUGAGACCUUUAAUUCUGUAUGUGGUAGAUCCACUGGCUAUUAAAUCCUAUAGCAGAAUUCAGUAUCCCAUAUGACAAUGAAGCUGCCAGGUGAAGCUUUUAACUUGCCUGUAGCUUGAGUUAAUUUCUGUUUCCAUUGGAAGCUAAAAUAUUCAAUUUCCUUCACCUCAUUGACCUUACAAAAGUUGUAAAAGAUGGAAAGCAAAGAAACCUUCCUACAUUAUGAAAGACCCAGGUCAGCACUGCUACCCUCAAGCCAUUUAGGCCCUUAUUUUAAAUGGGACCACUUUCAAAUGGGUACACUUAGAGGAUUGCAUCCUAAUUUUGUCACAGAAUCCCUACCUCCAAAAACAUUAGGAAGCCUCCUUAAGUUUUUGCAUUGUGCUUUGGUAUAUUAUUUUGAUAGACUGCUUUCACAAAAGAUAAUAUUUGUUCACUUUCAACUCAAUUGUGUUGAAUAAGGCUUUUUGCAAUUUUUUUAAACCUAUGAUUUAAAACCAAUAUUCUAGCAGUCCCCCAGCACAUUGUGAUAAGCUCAUUGGAUUUUUCACUUGGAGUGUGACAAGGGAAUACUUGGGGAUACUUUUGACUAAAAUCAGUGAAAGAGAGAUGUUUCAGGAAACAUGUCACCUCUGUGCUGAACAAUAGAAUAUCCAUUUAUGUAAAUGUUUAUUUUACAGUUAGUAUUUCAGUGUGUAAUAUUCAUGUUUGAAGCAAUGCAAUUUGUUAGUGGGUUCUUUUUGUUUCUUUCUUCCUUUUUGCAGACAUUUGGUGUAGGAAUGCUUAAAUAUUAAAAGUUUCACAUUAUUCUCCUCUAGGCAGCAGAUGGACUUAAGAUACAAUCACGCACUUUUAACUGCCAUUGAUAUUGGUGGCAGAGUUAAGCAUCUGAUUGAUUUUCUCCCAUGGAAACCAAUGGGACUUGCUUAAUUUGGCUGCACUGUGCCUAUAGAAUCUAAAGGCAUCAGUAGCAACAGACCAUUCAGUAUCUCAACAUUUUCAUAUCCUUUGUUGGUUUUCACUGCAGUCUCUUCUUUCUGCCAUACUGGUUUCUUUAAUGCAUAGACUGCUUUGUACGGUUAAUACACAUCAAAGAGCCCUUUCUACAGUAGGUGGUACUUGGUCUUUUUAUACUUUUCUUAAUGCUGCUGAUGUCUGUUACUGUUUAAUGUGUAUGGUUGUAAGGAGAGAUCCAAAUAUUAAGUGUUUAAGUUUUAUGUCCCUACUGUAGAUGGAAUGGACAAUAUCAUAGUUAGAGUAGCAUAGUAAAUUAUGAAUGCUUUUUUGCUCAUGAAAACUUAAAUGGAAUGUGAACAUUUUGCUGAUUUCUUUGGUUAAUUGUAAAUGCUGAAUUGUAGUCCUAAAUAGUUGCAUUUUUGUCUGUCUCAAUAAAUUUUAAUUUGUCUGCGA
Sphaerodactylus townsendi is the source of this 11120-nucleotide messenger RNA. It is a transcript of the gene SPOCK1, whose product is annotated as SPARC (osteonectin), cwcv and kazal like domains proteoglycan 1. The transcript is spliced from 12 exons. The coding region runs from base 105 to 1460 and encodes 451 amino acids. The record is from RefSeq and is a predicted model, not a curated record. Gene Ontology annotation, molecular function: calcium ion binding; protein binding. Lineage: Eukaryota; Metazoa; Chordata; Lepidosauria; Squamata; Sphaerodactylidae.